AUGGGAAGCAUUGCCGUCGAAAGCAGCGCAUCCUCGCCAGCCCAUCACGCCCGUCUCCUCAGCAGACAGAACCAUAUCACCAACACGGCUGGCCUCGCACCGGGCUAUCUCCAAGCCAAUCUUCUCAUCCUCCCGUCCAAACAUGCACAAGACUUUCACAAUCUCUGUCUCCGAAACCCUGUUUCCUGUCCGCUCUUGGGAAUCACUCUAAACGGUGAUCCCCAUUCAGUCCGUCCAAAAGGAUGUAUCAAAUCCGCCGAUUUUGACAUCCGCACCGACUUUCCCGCGUAUCGCGUUUACAAGAAUGGGAAAUUCGUCAAGAACCGUCGAGACCUCACUGAUGUCUGGACAUCGGAUUAUGUCGGGUUUCUAAUCGGCUGUUCGUUUUCAUUUGAGGAUGCUCUAGCCGCUGCUGGCUUGCAGCCUCGUCAUCAGAAAACCGGAACCAUUGUUGCCAUGUAUCGAUCCAACAUUCCCCUUCUCCCGGCAGGCGUAUUCACCGGCGGUAAAUGUAUCGUAUCGAUGAGACCAUAUAAGCCAGAAGAUAUCGAGCGGGUCCGGGAAGUGACCAGGCCAUUCUUAUCGACACAUGGUGAACCAGUAGCAUGGGGCUGGGAUGGAGCAAAGGAGUUAGGCAUUGAGAAUAUUGGAAGUCCGGACUUUGGCGAGCCGCAGGUCUUUGAGGAUGGUGAGAUUCCGGUGUUCUGGGCUUGCGGAGUGACGCCUCAGAUGGCUGUUGAGUCUGCUGGAGACAAGCUCGAUGGGCUUGUCUUUUCCCAUGAACCAGGUAACAUGCUGGUGACUGACUGGACGAUUGAUGAUCUCGAAAGGUUGAAGGGAAGCAUCUAA
Messenger RNA from Aspergillus wentii DTO 134E9, 849 nucleotides. RefSeq names its product DUF1445 domain protein. The transcript has a single exon. Gene Ontology annotation, biological process: glutamate metabolic process. NCBI's taxonomy places the organism in Eukaryota, Fungi, Ascomycota, Eurotiomycetes, Eurotiales, Aspergillaceae. The coding region runs from base 1 to 849 and encodes 282 amino acids. The record is from RefSeq and is a predicted model, not a curated record. Gene Ontology annotation, molecular function: D-glutamate cyclase activity.